This is a messenger RNA of Humulus lupulus (European hop), 1508 nucleotides long. Its product is annotated as bifunctional D-cysteine desulfhydrase/1-aminocyclopropane-1-carboxylate deaminase, mitochondrial-like. The coding region runs from base 33 to 1208 and encodes 391 amino acids. The transcript is spliced from 10 exons. NCBI's taxonomy places the organism in Eukaryota, Viridiplantae, Streptophyta, Magnoliopsida, Rosales, Cannabaceae. The record is from RefSeq and is a predicted model, not a curated record. Gene Ontology annotation, molecular function: D-cysteine desulfhydrase activity.
UAUUUGUGUCAAUCUCAAAAGAAGCUAUAAAAAUGGUGUCUUUACCGUUCCAAUAUUCACUGCCACACUCUCAAUUUCAGAAAAUGGGUUUGGAUUUCUUCACUAAGAAGCCAUACUCCCCACCUUCAUGGGCUUCUCAUCUCAAUCCCAUACCUUCUCACACCUUCUCUCUGGGCAAUCUUACUACUCCCAUUCACAAAUGGAAUCUUCCUAAUUUGCCUAACAACACUGAAGUUUGGUUGAAGCGUGAUGAUCUUUCUGGGGUGCAAUUGAGUGGUAACAAAGUCAGAAAGUUGGAGUUUUUGCUGGCAGAAGCUGUAGAACAAGGUGCUGAUUGUAUCAUAAUAAUUGGAGGCAUUCAAAGCAACCACUGCCGCGCAACUGCUGUGGCUGCGAGAUAUCUGAAUCUCGACUCUUAUCUCAUACUACGCACCUCUAAGGUUUCGGACCAAGAUCCAGGAUUGACAGGCAAUCUUCUGGUGGAGCGGUUGGUUGGAGCUCAUGUUGAACUCAUUUCAGAAACAGAAUAUGCAAAAAUUGGGAGUGUGGCUCUUACCAACCAACUCAAAGAAAAGUUGAUAAGUGAAGGGAGAAAGCCAUAUGUUAUUCCUGUUGGUGGAUCAAACUCCUUAGGAACCUGGGGCUAUAUUGAAGCGAUUCGAGAGAUCGAGCAGCAACUCGAAACUGGGAAUGCUGAUCUAAAGUUUGAUGACAUUGUUGUACCUUGUGGCAGUGGUGCUACAGUUGCUGGUCUCUCAUUGGGAUCAUGGUUGAGCUCUCUCAAGGCAAAAGUUCAUGCAUUCUCUGUUUGUGAUGACCCUGAUUACUUCCAUGACUUUGUGCAAAGCCUACUUGAUGGCCUUGAAGCUGGUGUUGACUCACGUGACAUUGCUACCAUACAAAAUGCCAAAGGUAUGGGAUAUGCAAUUAGUACUCAAGAGGAGCUUAAGUUUAUUAAGGACAUUGCUGCAGCCACCGGCAUUGUUCUUGACCCUGUUUAUAGUGGGAAGGGUGCUUAUGGAUUGUUGAAAGACAUGAGCGAGCAUCCGGAGAAGUGGGAAGGGAGAAAGAUCCUCUUCAUACACACCGGCGGGUUGCUCGGGUUGUAUGAAAAGGCUGAGCAGAUGGCUUCUUUGGUAGGAAAUUGGCGUCGAAUGGACGUGCCUGAAUCUGUUCCGCGCGAGGAUGGUAUUGGAAAAAUGUUCUGAGAAAUAGCAAAACAAAUACUGCAAAAUGGUUGCACCAUAAAUAAUUAUUAUUAUUAUGAUGAUGAUUAUUAUUAUUGAGAUGAUUAUUAGAGAGCAUAAUAAUUAUCUCUUGAUGUUGUUUGAAAGGGAAAGAGUCAACCAAUUCUAAUGGCGUAGGUAGAUAAUAAAGUCAGGUGGGCAGAUGUUGCUCUAAUCAUUAUUUAAAAUUAAAAGUAGAAUUUUGUUUCUCUCUCAGGUUCAAGUUAUAAUUAUUGAAUAAUGAGGAGUAGUAUGAAACAUUAGGAUUAAGAUUAACUAGAG